This is a messenger RNA of Amphibalanus amphitrite, 1936 nucleotides long. Its product is annotated as adhesive plaque matrix protein-like. Bases 1 to 1233 code for a protein of 410 amino acids. The record is from RefSeq and is a predicted model, not a curated record. NCBI's taxonomy places the organism in Eukaryota, Metazoa, Arthropoda, Thecostraca, Balanomorpha, Balanidae. The transcript has 3 exons.
AUGACACCGGCGCAAUCAGGAUUCCUUUACUACUCAGGUCCGGACCGCCACCUGGACUACAGGACUUUGUUCAGUGAUGCUCCUGACUACAGGACUUUGUUCAGUGAUGUUCCUGACUACAAGACUUUGUUCAGUGAUGCUCCUGACUACAGGACUUUGUUCAGUGAUGCUCCUGACUACAGGACUUUGUUCAGUGAUGCUCCUGACUACAGGACUUUGUUCAGUGAUGCUCCUGACUACAGGACUUUGUUCAGUGAUGCUCCUGACUACAGGACUGCGUUCAGUGAUGCUCCUGACUACAGGACUUUGCUCAGUGAUGCUCCUGACUACAGGACUGCGUUCAGUGAUGCUCCUGACUACAGGACUGCGUUCAGUGAUGCUCCUGACUACAGGACUGCGUUCAGUGAUGCUCCUGACUACAGGACUUUGUUCAGUGAUGCUCCUGACUACAGGACUUUGUUCAGUGAUGUUCCUGACUACAGGACUUUGUUCAGUGAUGUUCCUGACUACAGGACUCAAUAUCAGGACUCAACGACUGUGAUCCAGGAUGCUCCUGACUAUAAGACUGCUGUGGUCCAGGAUGCUCCUGGCUACAGGACUCAAUAUCAGGACUUAAGGACCGUGGUCCAGGAUGUUCCUGACUAUAAGACUGUGGUUCAGGAUGCUCCUGACUACAGGACUUUGUUCAGUGAUGUUCCUGGCUACAGGACUCAAUACGUUACGGUCCAUCAGGACUCAAGGACCGUGGUCCAGGAUGCUCCUGACUAUAAGACUGUGGUCCAGGAUGCUCCUGGCUACAGGACUUUGCUCAAGGAUGUUCCUGGCUACAGGACUCAAUACGUUACGGUCCAUCAGGACUCAAGGACCGUGGUCCAGGAUGCUCCUGACUACAGGACUUUGCUCAAGGAUGUUCCUGGCUACAGGACUCAAUACGUUACGGUCCAUCAGGACUCAAGGACCGUGGUCCAGGAUGCUCCUGACUACAGGACUUUGCUCAAGGAUGUUCCUGGCUACAGGACUCAAUACGUUACGGUCCAUCAGGACUCAAGGACCGUGGUCCAGGAUGCUCCUGACUACAGGACUUUGCUCAAGGAUGUUCCUGGCUACAGGACUCAAUACGUUACGGUCCAUCAGGACUCAAGGACUGUGGUCCAGGAUGUUCCUGACUAUAAGACUGUGGUCCAGGAUGCUCCUCGCUACUCGACCGUGACUGCGACCCAGAAUGCCGUUUAGUUUACGUUCUAGGGAAGGGAAGGUCAAGGUCAAGGAAAAAGCAAAAUUCUAACCUGACAUUUUGUUUGCAUUGAAAGGGUGUCGACUGUCGAUUUGAUAUAGUUUGUCACGGGGAAUACAAUGGUGGUCUUAGCUUUGCGCUACGUGGCCUAAAACGGCUAAAAUGGAGAUUGAAAAUUGGCGUAAACAAUUUUUUGUUGCCAUGAGUUUUCCGAAAAUUAAGCUAACUCAGACAGACUCGCCGCUCAGUCAGACUCGGGUAUAACGAGCACAUUCGAGAGGUCAAAAACUUAAAACAAGACACCCCUUUUGGUCUCCAUCAAACAAAACAUCCUGAUGUUCAAAUUAACAGCAGCAACGUCUCCAUUCAACUUCUUCAUGUGUCAAGAGACGGCCCAAACCGAAAGAUCUGGAUAUCAAUCUCAACAUUCGAUGUCUAAAAACAAUCGUGAACACUCAAAUCUCCUUUUGGCCUCUAAUCUGUACCUACUUGUAUCUGACUGAUGGUGAACUGGAGAGUUGCGACAUCGCGUGUGUUUGUGUGUAAAUUCGACCGUUGUUGUACGAGUUUUUUUUUAUCCCGGUAAUGGUUAACUUUAUCGACUUUUUAUUUUGGAUUAGUCAUGGACAGCCAAGGUGUUGUGUGUUUGUGUGUGUGUCUAUCAGUCUGCUGGGAAGAAAUAUAUAGUUUUGCCGGGCGUUA